UAGAAUCUUCACUAAGCAAUAACAACCACCAAAGUAACUGAAUCAUAUUUCUUCUGUUAACAUUUUUCAUAAACAAGGAACAGUUGCAUUUUGUCUUUUACCUUAUCAAUGAUGUGAAUUUGCUAUAGUAAGAGGAAUGUAAGAAAAAUCUUAAGCUUUGUUUGUUCUUCUAAAUAUAUGGAAACUCAGUAAAAUUUAUAUUGCCCUUGAAUCUUGAAUCUUGAUAGAUUGUUCAAUAGAUGUUUAUAGAUGAAUAUUGAUGGUUUUACUUUGCUGCAGUUUCGGUUUUUGGUUCCACCUCAGCAAUAACCUGGACCAUAUACAGUUAUAAUUGCAGUUUCGGUUUUUGGUAUAUUCUGAUUACUUCCAUAUGAUUGCCUUAACUUUUAUAUUCAGAUUACCACAAGAAGCUAAAAACUUAAAAUUUCUUAUUUAUACAACUCUAACUCUAUACAGGAAUGAGCCCUUCUUCUAGAGAAAAACAAUAGACUUUACUCCUCCUCUCAUAGAAUGCAAUUAUAACUGUAUUGACAGUUAUACAUUAAUACAUUUUCCUUCAUUCUAUGUUCUCUGGGUAUCAUCGAAUAGAACCCAUAAUAAUCACAAACCAAGUACCAAUCUUGACAUAAUCAUGGCAAAGUCGAACCAGAGACAACUCAAUAAAGAAGAUGGGGUUUAUCAGACUCCUAUCUACCAUCCAUCCAUACAAAGUAAUCCCUCCCGGAUUAUUCUGUUUUAUCUCUUAGGGUCUUUUUGGAAUGAUGGAAUGGAACUAUAAAGGAAUGGAAUGAGCAACUUUAUGAUUCUCUUUAAAUUGAAUUGAACAUUCUUUUUCAGAAAAAGGUCAACUCAUAUGUAAAAUAAUAUCAACCAUCUUACUUAUGAUCUGUUUUUGCUGAUCGAUGCAUUUGUUAUUUAGUAGAAUCCUAAACCUGCAAUAGAGGAAAUCCAUUUGAUUGGGAAGGGUAACCACACUCAAAAUGGAACCCUAGAUAACUCUGCCAGCCAUAUAAUGGAAUUGAGUCCCUUCCAUAUGGAACGGAAUCAUGAAUUUUUAUUCUUUCUGUUUCCAUCAGAAUCCGCAAAACUAACACGCCCUGAUGGCCUGAUGUUUCUUUUUUAAAACUAAUUGAUUUCAUGGACAGGAAUCUCGAAUUCCAAUCCGACCAUUUCACAUGAUUGAUGUGUUCCAUAUUGUUAUUAAUAACAAGAUACUGAAAUUUGUUUUCACACCAAAUGCUCUAAUUAUAAAAUGUAUAAGGCUUAACGGGGAAAGUUUCGUUUCUGUUUUUUUGUUAAAUAUUUAAUAAUUAAAUAUUUGAUAUGAAUGCACUUGUUAUUUCAUUAUGCAGGCAACUGUUCUUGACCCUGCAGAUUAUGCAGGCAUUGAAGCUGCAUUAGACAACCACAUAGUUAGUCUUUGCUUCACAGAAUCACCCACAAAUCCAUUCCUAAGAUGUGUUGACAUUGAGUUAGUUUCAAAGCUGUGUCAUGCAAAAGGAGCAAUUGUUUGCAUUGAUGGAACAUUUGCAACACCUGUUCUACACUCAGCAACCAAAUACAUUGGUGGCCAAAAUGAUAAAGCUGCAUACUAAAUCAUUCGAGGCAUGAAAACACUGCAUCUACGUAUAAAGCUUAAUGGUGUUGCUGAGGGAAACUAUAGGCUUUGACUCGAUCAUAUCAAUUUUGCAGCUAAGAGGAACCACAUACAGCUUUACUCAGCAAAAGGUCAUACAUUAAGUACUUAUUAGUUAUUUAGCAUAUCAUUAUCCUUUAUAAACAUGCUUUAAAAAUUUUAAGUUUGUAAUUGUUUUCCAUAGACAAUCAAUCUACCGAGUGACUUGGAAACAAUUAGUUUGCUGCUGAGUGGAGGUCUGGAAAUCGAUCUUGGGAGUAUUGGACUUUUUUACUUUUAUUUUAUUGGUUUUAAAAUAUAAAUUUGAUGAAUGCUGUAAGAUUUUUUUGUGUUGAAUAUGUAAUCAUCUUUUAUUUUUUCA
Molecule: messenger RNA, 1997 nt
Organism: Lactuca sativa (garden lettuce)
Lineage: Eukaryota; Viridiplantae; Streptophyta; Magnoliopsida; Asterales; Asteraceae
Source: RefSeq, a predicted model, not a curated record